CAGCGCCGACCCGCCGGGCUCCCUCCCUCCCGCUGCCGGCCGGACGGGCUCAGUCCCUCGGCUCCCCGGGGCCGCAGCCAGGCCAGACCAGGCCGCCACAGCGCCUUGGGCCGCGGGGGGGCGGACCCAGGAGAUGAAAUGACAACGUCAACCCUCCAGAAAGCCAUUGAUCUGGUGACAAAAGCCACGGAAGAGGAUAAAGCCAAAAACUAUGAGGAGGCGCUGCGGCUCUACCAGCAUGCUGUGGAAUAUUUCCUUCAUGCCAUCAAAUAUGAGGCGCACAGCGACAAGGCCAAGGAGAGCAUUCGCGCCAAGUGCAUGCAGUACCUAGACCGGGCAGAGAAGCUGAAGGACUAUUUACGAAACAAGGAGAAGCAUGGCAAGAAGCCAGUCAAAGAGAACCAGAGUGAGAGCAAGGGAAGUGAUAGUGACAGCGAAGGGGAUAAUCCCGAGAAAAAGAAACUGCAAGAACAGCUGAUGGGGGCUGUGGUCAUGGAGAAGCCCAAUAUCCGGUGGAAUGACGUGGCUGGGCUGGAGGGUGCCAAGGAGGCCCUCAAGGAAGCUGUCAUUUUGCCCAUCAAAUUCCCACACCUGUUCACGGGCAAGCGCACCCCUUGGCGGGGGAUACUGCUCUUCGGACCCCCUGGCACAGGGAAAUCCUACCUGGCCAAAGCAGUGGCAACUGAGGCGAACAACUCCACCUUCUUCUCUGUGUCCUCCUCAGACCUGAUGUCCAAGUGGCUGGGGGAGAGUGAGAAGCUGGUCAAGAACCUGUUCGAGCUGGCCCGGCAGCACAAGCCUUCCAUCAUCUUCAUUGACGAGGUGGAUUCUCUCUGCGGCUCCCGCAAUGAGAAUGAGAGCGAGGCAGCACGGAGGAUCAAGACCGAAUUCUUGGUCCAGAUGCAAGGCGUGGGGAAUAACAAUGAUGGAACUCUGGUCCUUGGUGCCACCAACAUCCCUUGGGUACUGGACUCUGCCAUCAGGAGGAGGUUUGAGAAACGGAUUUAUAUCCCACUGCCUGAGGAAGCAGCCCGUGCCCAGAUGUUCCGCCUGCAUCUUGGGAGCACACCCCACAACCUCACAGAUGCCAACAUCCAGCUGCUGGCCCGGAAGACGGAGGGUUACUCGGGCGCUGACAUCAGCAUCAUUGUGCGGGACUCGCUCAUGCAGCCUGUCAGAAAAGUGCAGUCGGCCACUCACUUCAAAAAGGUGUGUGGCCCCUCCCGUACCAACCCUGGUAUGACCAUCAGUGACCUCCUGACCCCGUGCUCACCGGGGGACCCAGGGGCCAUUGAGAUGACGUGGAUGGAUGUUCCUGGUGACAAACUCUUAGAGCCUGUAGUGUGCAUGUCAGACAUGCUCCGGUCCUUGGCUACCACCCGGCCCACCGUGAAUGCCGAUGAUCUCCUGAAAGUGAAGAAAUUCUCAGAGGACUUUGGACAGGAGAGUUAAAAAUGUUUCUACUAGGUGACAGUGAAGGCAGGAGGUUGGAGCCAGUCUGCAUCAGUCUCCACUUUGGCGGCCAGACAAAGUGCUCCAGGGCUUGUCUAGUCCCACAGGGGCUGUGCUGCUGUCUGGCCCCCAGUGGGGAGAAAGAAGAGGGUCUCCCAGGGCAGACGUGUGAGCACAUGGGGCACCUGGCCCUUCACACUUCCUUCCGGGAUGCUCACCAACUCCUGCCCAACCCCUCUUUUUUUUUUUUUUUUUUUUUUUUAACCUUUUACGUUCCCCUAAAUUAAUGCUGCUUGGAUUUUCGUGGUGUUUAUAAAUAAAGUUGAAAUCGCCCAUAAGCGUGCUUGGGAGCAGCGGUGCUGUGGGUUCCGGGCUGCCACUUUCACAACGGCCGCUGGUGCAUCCCUGCACCAAGUGCUGCUCGCUGGGAAUGACUGAUGUGGAUCUGGCCCUGCCACCCUCCCAGGCCAAGCCAAGCCGCCUCAGGUGGCCCAGGUCAUGCCUGCUCUGCUGGAGAGGGUGGGCAGGCAAGCCCGAAGCCGGUAGGUCAGAAGCCCAGCAUGCAAGCAGUCAGGCUGGGUCUCGGCUGCCUUUUCUUCCCUUUGAAUGUGAGAACAUGGAACCCAACCACCACCCUGGAAAUGGGCUAAUAAAUCCUUUUCCUUUCUUGA
Molecule: messenger RNA, 2123 nt
Organism: Suncus etruscus (white-toothed pygmy shrew)
Lineage: Eukaryota; Metazoa; Chordata; Mammalia; Eulipotyphla; Soricidae
Gene: VPS4A
Product: vacuolar protein sorting 4 homolog A
Exons: 11
Coding region: 139-1452 (437 amino acids)
Biological process (GO): vacuole organization; endosomal transport
Molecular function (GO): ATP hydrolysis activity; ATP binding
Source: RefSeq, a predicted model, not a curated record